UAUGCUUAUCGAUAUGUAUCGAUAGUUUGACACAGUCUGUCUCUGUUGUCGUUAUGUCGUUGUCGGUUGUCUUUUGGCAUACUUUUGGCAUUUUUUGCGAGUGUGUUUUUUUGUUGUGCGAGACAGCGUUCCAUUAAAUUAGAAGAGAAGUAUAAAAUUAAUAAAUUACAGUUUGUGUAAAUUAUGUUCUGAACGACCAACCUAAGCCGCCUUUGAGUGAACGAGAGUAACGAGACUUGAAAGAAAGCAUUAUGCUUACAGUGAUUAGCAAUCGUUGUAGUUUAAGUAAAGCAGUUAUGGCAGGUUCUUCCUCUUCACGUAAACCAGAAGACCUGUUGGUUAAAUUAUUCGGAAACGAUAAAAAUAUCGAUAUUGAAAAAACUACUCAAGAAUACGUUACGGUUAUGAAAAAAAAAUAUAAAAGAGAAAUGCCGGCGGGUGUUUUGAAUUCCUUGGAUGCGCUAGUAAAAGAAUAUACUUUAGAUUUUCGAAUGUGUUUUGAUGUGCAAACCGUUGAUUUCGACGAUACUGCUACCGAAUCUUCCAGCGGUACCGAUUCCCCUCCCGAACCGAAGAAACGAAAAAGACAUGAAAAAUUGUCUAAAGAUGCUGCCGAAAGAUAUAUAAAUCGAUUAAACAAUCGUAUGAGAAAGUUUUUAUUCUAUAAGGAUGGGGAUAAAUGUAUGUUAAACACUGAUUAUUUGAAAAGAUCUUUUGUGCGUCGAUUCAUUCGACAAUCUAAUUUUAGUAAUUCUGAGAUCAAGAAGUGUAUUGUUUUUAUCACGCCGACAGAAGAUAGUUCUUAAUUGUAAGCAAAACGUUGAAUUCCAUGUUCUGAUAAAUUCUCGUUAUAUGUGUAUACAUUUUGUGAUUUUGAAGUCAUCUUAUCAUCGGUUUAUUAGAGAGUCUAAAUUGUAAUGAUUCGUCAGUCUAGUAGGUAAUGCAUUAUUUUUACUACGCAAAACAAUAAUCAUCUUAUGUAAUCAAAAUUUUUUCUUUCUUGUUUUGAUGGUAAGCAAUAAGGCACUCGUACGUUCAAAUCAAUCUGGUUUUCGGUGUACAUUAAAAAAUUAAUUGUUUAUAACUUUUUUAAAUUUUAAGUUGUCGUGGUGCAGUCAAUUUAUUGUCGUUUUUUUACGUGUGCAUGGAUGGAAAAAUAGAUUUGUCAUACAUUGA
Molecule: messenger RNA, 1176 nt
Organism: Planococcus citri (citrus mealybug)
Lineage: Eukaryota; Metazoa; Arthropoda; Insecta; Hemiptera; Pseudococcidae
Exons: 3
Coding region: 252-806 (184 amino acids)
Source: RefSeq, a predicted model, not a curated record